AUCGCUUAAAACCCACCAUUUUCUGAAAUAAUUGUCUUGAUAAUGCCUCACAGCAAUGCCACAAUCUUUGUCAAGUUGUGAUGUUACGAUGGGGAAGGGUCGGAGGAGGAUAACCCUUUACACGCAUAUAUAGCUAUUUUCUUUGAUGGCUUUUGGAGAGUUUUCUAUCUACCGUAAGCUUACCGGUAAUGUAGGGGCCUGAUCGAGAACCCUUCAAAACGACGAAAUUUUGGUUUUAAAUGCGCCUAACCACUAAGACUUUUUGCCUGCCUGCCCGCUGCAUGCAAGACUUCCCAUGGGCACUGUUCGCAGUCAGCCAUCGCCAGUCAUGACUCACUCAGCCUACCACGCUCUUCAUCAAUUUUUCGGAAUCGAGACGAAUUGUGAAUUGGCUUUUGAGUUUUCGUUGCUAUCGCCCGUGGGGAAGGGAACUGCACUAGGAAGAUGGCAGAUUCGAGCAGCACCGCAGCAGGGGAUGCUGUAAUAGCGCAUCACCAGAUUGACGGCCAUGACGACGCCGGGGCUGAUUUGUUCGUGGAUGGAUUGGCUUGCUUAGUUGAGAGUUGGAAUGCUGAUAUGAUAGAGUCUUACUGUGCCAUGCUUCGUGAACUGUACGAGUGCCGGUACCGGUACUCUACCAUACCGGUGUCAUGGGCACAUGGCGGUGGCCGAACCGGGGCUGAAGCACAGCACGCAAUAAGCUCUUUCCACUCGCUCUAGUCCGAUCGUUGCCAUAGCGAUGCAGAUUUAGACAACCCAAAUUUUAGCGGUGGCAUCGCGAGGUUUUGUGUGCUACUCGAGUAGUACUAGUAGACUCAUGCUUCAUUGCCGUAAUACGGUACUGGUAAUGCUUGCCCCGGGUGGGCUUUUUCGGGGUGGUUUGUUCAGCUUGGUUUAGGCGCUGUUUCAUUUGUGGGUCGGCGUUGAUGCUCAACCUCGAUACAGUUGAUAGUGCAUCAUAUCAUACUGCAUUUACCGUUACUCGUGCAAUCCACUCAUUGGAACACCAGCUAGUCAGCCACGAUAGGCUUAGUUUGAUAGGUUGG
Messenger RNA from Tuber melanosporum (Perigord truffle), 1046 nucleotides. RefSeq lists its product as uncharacterized. The coding region runs from base 445 to 720 and encodes 91 amino acids. The transcript has a single exon. The record is from RefSeq and is a predicted model, not a curated record. NCBI's taxonomy places the organism in Eukaryota, Fungi, Ascomycota, Pezizomycetes, Pezizales, Tuberaceae.